AGCAAGCUUGGGCUUGAAGAGAAGAACCUCCCAAGCUCUUCAUAGAUAAUGAAACCACAGAAAAUCAUAUAAAAAUCAGAAGCAUAGAAAAGGGAAAAUUACAAGGAGUAAAGUUGUGGGGUGAAGGAAAGAAAGGAGAUUAGGCGAUUAGGUUCUGUAAUAAUUUAGCAGGAGCAGGAGCAGCAAGCCAGCAAGGGCAGUUGGCAGUAGUUAGUCUGUCUUUUAAAUUCAUGCAUGUCACCUGUCAGCUUGAGUAGGUAAGCCAAGUCUCUCUCCCUCUCUCUAGCUCUCUCUCUAGGCUCCACUAGCGCAGCACAUAGCAUUGUCUUUGAUCUGUAUAAAUUGGAAUUUGAUGCUUCCUUUGCCCUUUCUACGAGUACCCAGUUGGUGGAUUGGUUUUCCCUUUCGAAUUUAAGCAAGCACUCGAUGCUCUCGAGGGUUUAUGUCAAACACCCAGUUUAGGGGACUCUGCUGACACUCUGCCCAUUCCCACUUCUGUGCAAUUCGAGUAGAAUUUGAUGCUUUUUGGUCUUUCUUAUAGGUACCCUUGUGAGAAUAUUUCAAGAGAAUUUCUGCAAUUGCCCUGAUUCUUGGGGCUCUUGGGUGUUGAUUCAAAGCUUCAACUAGUAUUUACUCGAGAUUGCAUCUCCUCCGGGCAUUAUUCUCCUUCUCUCUUAUUGAUUGAGGCUUCAAGUGAUCCUUCUGAUUUGGGUCUCAGGUGAGAAGAUUCAAAGCCCACUUAACAUCAAUCAAUUGGGUGCUUCAUUGGGUGGAUGGAGUGAAAUUUAGGUCUUGUAUGAGCAAAAGGGAAAAAGGGGACCUGCUUUCUUUUUUGCUGCUCUGGGCUUGAUCUUGGGGUUUCUGAAAGAAGGGUUGGGAAGCUGGUUUGUGUUGAGAUUUUAUGCCCAGUGCAUUGGAUUUCUCAGCUCCUUUUACUUUGUGACCGUGGGAGUCUUUUGCUUUAAGGCCUUCUCAGCUCUAUAAAGCUGCCCUGUUCACUGUUUGAGUCCUGCAAGGCAUUGCUAGCUAUUUUUAGUCAAACUCUCUUCGCCAUUAUUUAUAUGGUUUCUUCCGUUAAAUAUCAAUUUUCGUUCUUGGUUUGAGUAGGUGGUGAAUUGUAGUUCCAUUUCACUUGUAUAUAAUUUAUUCCUUCCCACACAUUCCAAAGGUUUCAUUGUCAUGGGUGUGGAUGAGAAUGCUGACAUUGGGGUUCAUCCUGAAGGAGAUAGUAUUCUUAAUUGUCCAUCUUCAGCAAUUAACACAAAUCCACUGUCUGAGAAAGUUGCUGCAAUGACAAUGAGCUCCGUGCCCAUUUUUAAACCUUCUAGCGGAGCAGACCCUUUCUUCUCUUCUGGUUGGGAUCCUCUUGUUUCACUUGGUCAGGGUGAGAUUGGGGGCUCCUCUAUGGUUACACAUGGUGGGUUUGCUAAUUCUCCUUACCCUGUUGUGCUGGAAAAUCAUGGGAUCAGUGGCACCUCCCACAUGGUUCAGUAUUCAUCUGAUUCGGGUUUUGUCGAGCUAAUGCCGAAGCUCCCGUGCUUUGGAAGUGGAAACUUUUCUGAAAUGGUUGGUUCCUUUUGCAUACCGGAAAUUGGGCAGAUUGCUAAUAGUGGGUGCCUUCCAAUUUACCCCUUAAAUAAGGAUGCUGGUGCUGGAAAGGCCCCAGCAGAUGGAGCACAAUCUCAGGACUGCCAAAUAUCAGGAGAGGAAGCUGUGGGAGCUUCACCUAGUGGGAAGAGGAGAAAAAGAGGGUCUGAUUCCCACCACCCAUUUGAUCCCAAUAAGAAUUCUGAUGGGGAGCAGCAGAAAGAUCUUUCUGGGGAGACUACUGAACUUCAAGAAGAACAAAAUGAUAAAAAACAGAAAGUUGCACAAAACACAGGUGCAAAUUUGACUAAUAAGCAAACGAGUAAACAAUCCAAGGACAAUUCUCAGAGUGAAGUUCCUAAAGAAAACUACUGCCAUGUGAGAGCGAGACGGGGCCAGGCUACAAAUAGUCACAGCCUUGCAGAAAGGGUGAGAAGGGAAAAGAUCAGUGAGCGGAUGAAAAUGCUUCAAGAACUUGUUCCAGGAUGUAAUAAGAUCACUGGGAAGGCUGUAAUGCUUGAUGAGAUUAUCAACUACGUGCAGUCAUUGCAACAGCAAGUUGAGUUUCUCUCAAUGAAACUGGCCACUGUUAAUCCAGAACUGAAUAUUGAUGUAGAGCGGCUUCUAUCCAAAGAUAUUCUUCAUUCUAGAGGCAACAAUGCUGCUAUUCUUGGAUUUGGUCCCGGAAUGAGCUCCUCUCCUUCUCACCCUUACCCACAUGGAAUUUCUCAAGGAAGCUUGUCAGGUAUCCCUGGUAUAUCACAAUUUCAACCGGUGCCACAGACCAUCUGGGACAAUGAGGUUCAAAAUCUUUUCCAAAUGGGAUUUGAUUCUAAUCCAGCCAUUGACAAUCUAGGACCAAAUGGGCGAUCCAAAUUAGAGCUAUAGGGUUUCAAAAGAGAGAUGAAAGGUUAUUUACUUGUAACAGAGAAUUCACAUUUCCCUAAAGUGAUGCACAUUUUACUCGGCUAGAGAAGGGGGCAACAUUGUCAGAGUUGUAUAGGUUUUCAACUCCUAACCGUUUGUUCUUCGAAUUUUUGCAGAAGGAUGACUUGUUAAACUUACGAAACCAUGUAUAUUCUGACAGCAAAAGUUAAACUUUAUUUUGCAAAAAAGAUUGUUUUCAUUGGUCUUGUAGUGAAGCUUUCCGAGGGUUUGUGAAGAACUAUUGCUGAAAAAAUUCCUUGUAAGUGCAUUCAAGUAAAUAGAUGGGUUGAGUGAUUAUUUUGAGUCACUUGUCAAUCA
Malania oleifera is the source of this 2832-nucleotide messenger RNA. RefSeq names its product transcription factor bHLH74-like. The record is from RefSeq and is a predicted model, not a curated record. The coding region runs from base 1180 to 2475 and encodes 431 amino acids. Gene Ontology annotation, cellular component: nucleus. The transcript is spliced from 9 exons. Gene Ontology annotation, biological process: regulation of DNA-templated transcription. NCBI's taxonomy places the organism in Eukaryota, Viridiplantae, Streptophyta, Magnoliopsida, Santalales, Ximeniaceae. Gene Ontology annotation, molecular function: protein dimerization activity; DNA-binding transcription factor activity.